GGAGCUGACAACGCAGUGGAAGCUUACCAUAUGCUUGGGACCUGUCAACAACCUUGCAAAUUCUGUGUCGCCGCCGCGCGCGCGAGCUAGCGUGAACCUCUGCUGCCGGCGCGAUGGCGGCAUCAAUGGAGUGCAGCCGCAGCAGCAACAGUGACGCUGCGGCGCCGUUGCCUGCCGAGUCACCGCUUGUGAGGCCCUCCAGCGGCAGCCACUCGCCGGCGGCAAUCGCGCCGAUGGUGGUGGCCUGGACGGCGCCUUUGGCGAUCGCCUACCUCCCCAUCGCCGCCGUGCUGCCGCAGCUGCCGCACAGUGGGCCGCCGCCGACCGGCCGCGCCGCCGCGCUGCUAGCCUGCGCGGUGUGGCCGCUGCUGCAGCUGGGGCUGCUGCGACCGGCACUGCUGGCGCCUCUGCCGCCACCUGUUGCUAAUGCUGGUGAUGAUGAUUGCGAUGUUGAUGCUGGUGGUGGUGGUGGUGGUGGUGGUUUUCGUGGACCAAGCGGCGCUAGUGCGGAGCGGGCAAAGGGCGGUUCCGGCGAUGGCUGCAUGAUUGGGCCCAGCACCAGCAGCACCGCCGGUCCCGUAAGCCCCGGCACCCAGGGCCGAGACCAUCCUCGCCAACCCGCUAGCACCAGCACUGGCGCCGUGGGCCUCUUCGUCGCUGCCUUUGUGCGCGACUGGCGCCGACUGGGCUGGCUAGCGCUGGCGGUGGCGCAGCGCGCGCUGCGGCUGGCGGCGGGCGCGCAUGCCGCGGCGGCCAUCGGCGCCAUUGUGUGCGGCUGCGUGCGCGGCUGGGGCAGCCCCUGUUGCCGCGCCAUGCGGCAGCUCACCAGCUGCAGCGGGCUGCUGCUGCAAGUGGGGGUGCUGAUCACCGCGCUGUGCACCGCGGCGGCGCUGGAGGCCCCGGCCGCGGCAGCUCACGUGCGCGACACUGGCCGGGACCAGGCGCAGCUGGCGGCGCGGGCGCCCAAGCGCCCGCCUGUACUAUGUGCCGCCGAGCGCGCUGCUUCUGCCAGCGCUUCGGGAAUGGCGGCGAGCGGUGCAGCCGCCGCCACAGCCGGUGCCGUCAUCAGGCCGGGGGCACUGGUCCCCGCCGCGGCGCCGCCGCCGCCACAAAUCUUACGGACGGUGAUGCGCCUGGCGGCGCACGCCCUCUGCGCCGCCGGCGCCCUCAACGUGGGCGUUCACUCCGCCGCCGUCGCCGCUGCCGCCACCGGCUUUGUACAUGGCGGCGGCGGCGGCGGCAGUAGCGUGCUGUGGCUGCAGCUGCCGCCGCCGCCCAAUGUCGACAGGCCGGCUCUGUGUCGGUCCGGACCGCCCGCCGGAUUGCUCUCAGCCUCCAGCUUUCCCACCUUCCUUUUGCCGAUCAGUGGCAUGUUCGGUGGUGGCCGCUUUGGGGGCCGGGCACGGGACGCGGCAGCAGCUGUGGCGGCGGUGCCGCCGCUCUGCGUUCCCGCGGAGGUGGCGGUGCUGGUGGCGGCGCUGGGUGGAGCCCUGGCUGCUGCUAUCUACCACAUGAUGGUCCCGGUGCUGGCAUGGGUGUUCGCUUGGGCCGUGGCCCGGACGAUCGCGCUCAUGGCAUUCAGCCCCGCUGCUGGAUGGCCGACGCCACACCAACAGCUGCUACAGCAACCGCUACAGCCGUCGCUGCUGCAGCAGCAGCUACGGCCACCUCAACAGCAGGCGCCUGACGCGCGCCCGGGGCUGAGGUCGGGCACAGCGUCGGCUGCUGCACAGCUGCUGGCGCCAGCACAGCAGACAGAGGCACGCCCACAGCAGGUGGUGGCGCCGGUGACUGCAUCCCUCCUGGCGGCCGAGGCCGCGGCUGCAGUGCACACGGCGACCGUCCACACGGCUGCGGCGGCGGCGAUGGCUAGGGCGGGGGCGCGUGCAUCGGCUCUGUACCGCUCGCGGUCGCGUCAAGUGACGGCCGCAUUCAAGCUGGAGGUGCCGCCGGGCGUGUCCUUCGAGGCCGCCGCCGCCUUCGUCGCCGCCCGCGUCCACCUCACCGUUCAGGAGCUAACGCGCGACCUCAGCAGCCGCAACACCAGCGGCCACAGCCAUAGGGGAAACGGCAGCGGCGACAGUAGCGGCGGUGGCGGUCAGAGCCGCGGUGGCGGUGACGCUGGCGUGGCAGGGGAGCCGGCCGGAGAUGCGUCCAGCAAUACCAACGGCGGCAGUGGGGGCGCCCGCGGCAGCUUCAAACGUGGUGCUGGCAGUGCCAGCCGCAGCGAGACUCCCACGCCAGCCGCCGACGCCCGGCCAGCUGUGGCCGAUGCUGCCAGCGCUGCCCUGAUCGCGGCCUCAGCAGGCACCGGUGCCGUGCCCAGCAUCCCCGACCCCAUCUACAUCCCAAGCCCCGUCGAGCUCAAUGCGAUGUCCCGCAGUUUCAGUAGCAGUCCUGCGGACGCAGCGGCAGUGGCGGUGCCUGCUGCUGACACGGCGCCUGCUUCAGACUCAGGCACCGCACUCUGUGCAGGUAGUGCAGGGCUGUCCGAAGCGCCCCCAGCCCCAGGCCCUGCUACUGCUGCGGCUACUGCGGCUGCUGCUACGGCUGAGGCGGCGGCACGGGCUGCUGCCGCAAUAGCUCGGCCGCUGCCGCGCUUCGCGAGCUACGCAACUCAUGUGCAGUGCGUGCCGGGUUGCAUCGAGAUCAUUCUGCAGCUGCAGUUCGCACCCGAGGAUGAGAAUGAGGGGCAGGCAGCAGACGGCGUCCAGCAGCCUGCCGACCACAGCAGCAGCAGCAGCAGCAGAAGUGCGAAUGCAGCCCUGCUGACCGCCGGCGCGGCGGCGCCCGUGCGGACUGCGGACGCGGCGGCGGUGGAGGCGGCUUUGGAGGCGGCUGUGCAGGCCGCCGUGCUGGCGCUGGAGAUGCAGCUGAUGGCACAGCUGCAGCAGGUGGCGGCGGCGGCUGUAGCAGCGGAGCCGCCGCGGGCGCCUGCGGCUGUAGCCGGCAGGAGCGGUGGGGAUGGCCACGGAGACACAGACGCCGCUGUGGCGCCUGCUUAUGAGACGUGCGAUGUUGUUAUUGAUGGUGGCUCUGGAAACGAGCAGCAGCGCGAGGAGCAGGUGCGGAGGGCUCUGGCGCCAGUGGGGUCGCACGGCAGCCCACUGCGUGUCGGCAGGACGGGCAGCGGCCGCCAGCGCCGCGGAGCAGGCAGUAGCAGCAGCAGCGGCAGCAGCAGCAGCAGCAGCGGAGAAGGCGAUCAGGGCGACGGCAGUGGCAGCAGCAGCAGCGGUGGUGGUGGUGGCAAAGCGACGGUCCCAGGCUCACAGCAGAGCACAGGCGGCGGCAUCCUGCGCGCGUUGUGGGUUAUAACGACUCCGGUGGGCUCUCGUGUGGGCACCGCCUCCCCUGAUGAAUCUACUGCAGGCAGCCGUGGCCGCCGCAGUAGCAGCCGCGGGCUCAUCUCCGGCACCGCGCAAGCUGCCGCCGGCCGCGAAAGCGGCAGUAGCAGUCAAGCCGCCGCAAGCCGGGGCCUGCAGUCGGGCAGGAGCAGUGUCAGCGUCGACGUGUGUCAGCAGCUGCCCGGCAGUGUCCAGUCAGCUCCGGCUGACGCCGCGGCUGCGGCAGGCGGAGCAGCCGGGCUGCUACUGCCCCUGGAGGCGGCGUCAGCGGCUGGCGAGCUGCUGCGCACGCUGUCCGCCGGGGCGUCGGCGGCGGCGGGGGUGCAUGGCACGGACACAGAGAGUGGGGAGGAGAGCCCACGAGAGAGGCCGCAAGAGGGCCUGCAGGAGGGCCUACAACAGCAACAAACUGACCUGCUGCCGCAGUGGCUUGCAGCUGUAAGCGAUAGCAGAAGUAGUAGCGCUGGCAGCACACGCACGGCGCCGCUGCUGGUUUGCAUGGAACCCCCAGUGCUCAACACGGCAGCGGCGGCGCUCGCUGCCGCCGCGGCCGGCAGCAGCAAUGAGGCGUCGGCUGCUGGGAACACGGCGCGCGCGCGUUCCAACGUGCGUCUUGACGUUUUUGCCCCGGAGCACUUCAGAUGGUAUCGCAUGCGUCCUGCUCCUGCCGGCACGGCACCAGCUGCUGCAGGCGCUGCUGCAGCCACUGCUACUGCCACUGCUACUGCCGUACCGCCCCCGCCGCUGCUGGUGCGGGUGGUGGUGACGCAGGCAGGCGCAGUGGUGGUAGAGGUUCCGCGACUGGAGGUGGGGCCGCGAGGAGCCAGCGUCAGCCUGGACCUGUCUGGCUUGGCCGAGGGCAGUGCGGCACUGCUGGUGCUGCCGUACCGCGGCGGCCGCGAGGCGGAGCCCGACGGCAGUAGUGCUACAGCCCCUGCUACAGCCCCGGCGGCCCUGGCGGCGCUGCACUACAGCCCCAUAGCGGUGGUGUCGCCGGAGGUGGCGGCGGAGAUGUGCGACCUCAUGAACCGCAUGGAGCAGGAGCUGGCGGAGAAGGAGGAGGCGGCAGUAGCAGCAGCUGGCGAGGGCGGCAGCAGUAGCAGCCCCAGCAGCAGCACCAGAAUAAUCACCCAUGCCCGUGCCUUCACAGAGCAUCUGUGUCCGCUGGUGUCAGACAUGGUGUCAAUGCUCCUGGGUUGCGGCCGGCUAGCGGCAGAGCACACUAGCAGUAGCAGCAGCAGCAGCAGCAGCAUGCGCCGUGGGGUCGGCGGCGGCGGCGCCACUGGCGGCAGUAGCAGCCAGCCGCCGCCAGCGACUGGACGGCUGGACGGCGCCGAUGCGGACUCGCAGCGUGCCGGUUCCGCAGCAGGCGAUGCGGCCGCCAACGCGAGCGACGCAGCAGCCGACAGCGCCGCAAGCAGCAGCGCAGCUGCCCUCACCAACAGCACCGGUGGCAAUGGAAAUGGCAGUAAAGGCAGCAGCGAUGACAGCGGCGGGAGUGGGAGCAGUGCCAGGGCAAGCGGUGGAAACGGUGGAAGCGCAGCCGUCGGCGGUUUUGCCGUUGGCGGCGGCGCCGCGGGCCAUCAUGAUCACGUGAUGGCCGUUGGAGAUCUGCACGACCUGGCGGAUGGGCUUUUCAACUACCUACGUGACAUGGGGCUGCCGUACACACUGCAGUACCUCGUAGACGGGCUGGGGGCCAUUGCCGCCGUCGUAUCAGCGCCAGCCGCCGCCGCCGCCGCCAACGCACCUGCUGCCGCCGCCGCUCAUGCCGCCAGCGCGGCCAUAGCCUCAGCUGCGGUGGCAGCCGGUGGCGUGACUGUAGCGGGAGCGAGGUUGAAUACCACAGCCGCGGAUACUGACGCGGGCGCUGACGCGGACGCGGACGCUGACACUGGCGCUGACGGCGAGGGCGCCCGCCGUGCCCCUGGCUUCCCAGCCCGCGGGUUCGGCGGUGGUCCUGUUCCGUAUCAGGAGCCGCAGGAGCCACCGCGGGCGUCUGGUAGUGAUGGUGCUGACGACAACAGCAGCAGCGGCAGCGCUGACGACGGCGGCCGCAGCGCUGCUGGCGGCAACACUAGUAGCGGCGGCGUCCUGGCGGCGGUGGAGGAUAAGGCAGUGCGGCUGCCGGCGCUGGCCUCGGAGUGCGAGCGGCUGCUGGUGGCGGUGAAGAGCGUGGCUCGCGGCUUCAGUGACCCGCAAGUGGAGGCCGCCUGCCGGCGCUUCCGCUGCUACGAGUGCCAGCGCCUGCGCCUCGACCACGCCGCCGCCGCCGCCCACGCCGCGCUGGCCGUGGCAACCAUCAUACUGGCGGCACGCAGGCUCCGAGACGGCGGCAGCGGCGGCGGCAGUGACGGCUGGGAUGCCGGCAGCAGCUGGGACAUGCUGAAGGGGGCUGCUGGCGGUACGCUGCUACAGCCGGCGGCUGCCGCGCAGCAGCUGCUGCAGGGCCUGCCGGCGGCAUGCCUGCUGCUCAGCCUGGCGCUGGUGCCAGCACUGGUGCUGCCGGCGGUGCUACUGGAGCGGAUCGGGCCGCAGGCGGGCGCCAGCUGGCGGGAGACCAUCGUAAAUCUGAUGCACGUGGUGCUGGUGGCGGCGCUGUGCCUGUACGGCAAGUACGGCGCCGGCGGCGAGCCUGGCGGCGGCGGCGGCGAGGCGUGGCAGCUGCCGCUGCAGGCCGGCCGGGCGCUGGCGUUGCUGCUGGUGGUGGUGCAGCCGGCCGCUUAUGGGAUUCACUUUGCCAGCGGCUACUGCUGCUGGGUGUUGGACAUGGUGCUUCUCACGCUGGUGCACUGGCGCUGCACAGCGCUAGAGGCGGCGGAGCGCGGCGGUGGCGGCAGCAUGGGCGGCGGCGGCGCGGAGCAGUGGGGCGUGUGCUGGGCCCCGUCGUCUUGGGUGGAGGCCAUCGCACCGGCCGUGACGGGGGUCGUGGCCUCCGGUGCGCUGGUGGCGGCGGUGGACACGGCCUGGCGCCUGCACUUCCUGCGCCACCAGCACCAGCACCACUGGCGGGAGACCAUCGUAAAUCUGAUGCACGUGGUGCUGGUGGCGGCGCUGUGCCUGUACGGCAAGUACGGCGCCGGCGGCGAGCCUGGCGGCGGCGGCGGCGAGGCGUGGCAGCUGCCGCUGCAGGCCGGCCGGGCGCUGGCGUUGCUGCUGGUGGUGGUGCAGCCGGCCGCUUAUGGGAUUCACUUUGCCAGCGGCUACUGCUGCUGGGUGUUGGACAUGGUGCUUCUCACGCUGGUGCACUGGCGCUGCACAGCGCUAGAGGCGGCGGAGCGCGGCGGUGGCGGCAGCAUGGGCGGCGGCGGCGCGGAGCAGUGGGGCGUGUGCUGGGCCCCGUCGUCUUGGGUGGAGGCCAUCGCACCGGCCGUGACGGGGGUCGUGGCCUCCGGUGCGCUGGUGGCGGCGGUGGACACGGCCUGGCGCCUGCACUUCCUGCGCCACCAGCACCAGCACCAGUGGCAACAGCAGCGCUGGGGUUCACAGCAGCCGCGACGACGGGCGGUGCGGAGGGAGCAGCAGCAGUAGCGGGAGCCAGGGUGAGGAGCGAGGCAGCAGCAGGCAGCAGGCGAGGCAAGGAGCAUGAGCGCAAAGAGCAUGAGCAGGAGCGGAAGCGAGCUGCAGUGGCGGCGACAGGCGGGCAGCAAGGAGAAUAAAAGCGUGAACCACCGUAAAUUGUCAACACAGUCGACCGUGGUGCUGGAUUCCACAUGUAGUUGCCGGUGGCGGUCCGCAGGGGCGCACAACUAGCGGGCGUUUGCAUGUCGCUUGCUGGUCACGUUUCAUUUCUGUGUCCAUAGGCUGGUGCGUUCUUUCAAACCCGUGCGGCUGCAGUGUUUUAGGCACUGUUCAGACGUGUGCUGCUGUGUUUUUGUUUCAUGCUCAGUGAGAUGAGACCCGGCUGGUCAGUAGUGGCGGUAAUACCGUAUGUCGCGCAUGCCGUCUGUUGACGUGCUUGGAUACCCAUUGGGAAUUGCUGUCACAAAGAGCGCUGCCAUAGACUGCGGCAACGGCGGUGCCGCGGUUCUACCUGUGUCGCUUGCCCACUGGCUGGCGCAUACCAUAUGUUAGAGUGGAAGUUUACGAGCGAGUGCGCGGUGGUGGAAGUCGAGUUGCUACUGAGCAUUUAUAGUGUCAGCGCAGGAUAUUGCAUCACGUGAUGAGAAUUAUAUCAUGACCUGGGUGUAUGUCUGAGAAGCAUGCAGUGGGUGUGCCAGCAAGUGAGUCGCUGAUGAACGCAUGUGUGCGUAUUAAAUGCAUGAGGUGAUGGUCCCCUUCUAGAUAGGCCCCUGCCUACCUGCUGCAUGGGGCGCAGCAAGAGGAUUGCACGUGCUACCGGGCAGACAAUAACGUAAGGCAACAGCAUCUUCACCGAGUAAGGGGUACUUCUUGUUGGUCAUUCAUGGAUUGCGGCUCCAAGUCGAGCGGAGAUAGGGAUGCAUGCAGGGCUGCUGAAUCGGGGUAGGUCAUCCUUAUCGCAUGCAUGAAGCACGGCACAAAGGUCAUGCAUGCGCUAAUCGUCGCCGGCGCAUUGGCUGGUGCGGAGGAGCAAGGCAGGGUGCUCACGCAAGCAAGCAGCUUGAAUAAUGAUAUGGACGCGUUUCACAGAGGAGGUCUCGUUUCUUAAAGAGGAAUGAGCUUUGCUGAACCCACCGUGUCGCAGUGUGGUGAGAUUGGCCUGUUUCGCGGGGGCGAUGAGCUGCCAGCUGCUGUGGCGCCGGCAGUUGGCCAACUUGGCGUGAGUUCACAAUCCCCAUUUCACGCUCGAGGCGGCAGUAAACAACGGGCAUGGUGUGCAGGGUAAUAACACUACGGUACGCACGUGGAUGCGUGUGCAGCAGGACUGCUGUGCGCAGCGGUGCGUGGUGUGGGAGGCACCCAGCAAUCGGAGGAGAGGUUCAAGGGCGCUGGGUAAAGUGCCGCCAUGGCCCGGCAUGACAAUGUAUUCCGUUUUGUACACACAUCCCAGCCUGUGUCCCACAGGGUGUCGGCGUCCGAAGUGAGAUGGGUGUGCUGGGCUUGAUUCUGGUCACACUUUCCGUGCGGAGGUCCGAUAAGAUAUACGUAACCAACCCCGAUGAGGUACACUUUGCGCUGCCGUCUGCCGGUGAGUCGGUGGGUGUCAGGUGGCUAGGCCCACGGGGCUCCUGCGUUGGACCGUGGCAGGGAGGGAAUGAACAGGAUGUCGGGCCUCACCCUUUCACGCAAUAUGCAGUAUUCGACAUUUUAUGCGAGCGUGCGGUGAAGCGUGGUUACGGUAUUUCGUGUUGUCUGAGAAAGUGGCAAGUGACGCCGUUGGUGAAUCUGGGCACAGUGACACUGUGGCACCGCGCGGGAAAGAAACACACCUCGUAUACAUAUAUCGGCAUUUGCAUAGGCAAGUCACUGGCCCCUUGGGGUCUGGAACUUUGCACCGGCAGGGCCCCAACUUUGCACCGGUAAUUCCCGGUGCACGAUUCCCCCUCCACCUUCGCGCGCGUCGCCCAGUCUCCCCCAGGCACCCCCAGCUCUCCCGCCAAUUGCGCCGUAAUUGAUGGCAAGGGAGCUCCUACUUGGGUAGACUUUGGCUUGAAAUGGGGGCAAACGGUGGGCUGGCGAAGGGAGAAAGCCCGGAUGGAUAAUCCCUGUAACACGUUACAAGA
Messenger RNA from Chlamydomonas reinhardtii, 8989 nucleotides. RefSeq lists its product as uncharacterized. NCBI's taxonomy places the organism in Eukaryota, Viridiplantae, Chlorophyta, Chlorophyceae, Chlamydomonadales, Chlamydomonadaceae. The record is from RefSeq and is a predicted model, not a curated record. Bases 114 to 6875 code for a protein of 2253 amino acids. The transcript has 9 exons.